GGAAGGGCCAGUCUGUCCUGCUUUGCUCGCCCCGCGCUUCGCUCGUCCUGUACUUCCCUUCAGGAGCGAAAAGGGAGAGCGUGGGUCCGCGCGCCGGCGGAGGCGAGGGGAAGGCGAAAGGAAAAGCGAGAACGAAGCGAGCGGCGGCGAGAAGCGCCUCUCCGCUUCCUUCCUUCCUUCGCCCGCUCGCCCCGAGAAUCCGAACUGCCAACAGUUGCAUGAAUGAAUGAAUGAAUGAAUGAAAGAGACACGCCACCUAACAAGGAGCAACCGGACAGGCUGGAGUCCUCGGCGCCUCGCUCAAGUCUUGGCAACUUGUCUCUCCAUUGACUUCCGACGCUGUCUGCCUUCAAUUCUCCCGAAAACGCCACUCACGCGGCUGAAGCCAUGCCCUGCGUCCAGGCUCAGUACGGGUCCUCGCCACAAGGAGCCAGCCCGGCCACGCAGAGCUACUCGUACCACCACUCGGCGGCUGCCGGGGAAUACAGCUCGGACUUCUUAACUCCCGAGUUUGUCAAGUUUAGCAUGGACCUGACCAACACUGAAAUCACUGCCACCACUUCUCUCCCCAGCUUCAGUACCUUUAUGGACAACUACGGCGCCGCUGCCGCCGCCGCCGCGGGUUACGACGUCAAGCCGCCCUGCCUCUACCAAAUGCCGUCGCAGCCCCCGCCGCCCCCGCCACCGGCGCCCUCCAUCAAGGUCGAGGAGCUGCCCCUGCACGGCCACGGCUACCCGCCGCCGCCGCCGCCGCCGCCCCCCGCCGCCGCCGGCGGGCCCCAGGCGCCUGAUGAGCUGGCCGUCUACUACAAACCCUGCGCCUCGCCGCCCACCCCGGCCGCUGGUUUCGCGCCGGGUCAGAGCGUUUGGGACGAGGCCGGGCCGCUGCACGGCUUCCAUCACCACCACCACCACCACCACCAGGCUUACGGUGGGACGGCAGGAGGAGCGGCUGGCGGCGGAGGCGGCGGCGUGCAUAAGGCAGCCCCGACGGCGGUGCCGCGUCUCUCGCUUUUCUCCUUCAAGCAAUCGCCGCCCGGCAUGCCGGUGGGCAGCUGCCAGAUGCGCUUUGACGGGCCCCUGCAUGCCCUACCGCUCAACGGGGAGCCCUCGGCCCACGGGCCUGGCGCCCACCACCACCACCACCAUCACCACCACCACCACGACGGGCAGCCUUUCGCUCUGCCCAACCCGAUCCGCAAGCAGGCCAGUGCCGCCGCCGCCGUCGGGUUCCCCGGACUGCAGAUCGGGCACGCCUCCCAGCUCCUGGAUGCCCAGGUGCCUUCGCCGCCUUCGCGGGGCUCGCCCUCCAACGAGGGGCUGUGCGCCGUCUGCGGAGACAACGCCGCCUGCCAGCACUACGGCGUGCGCACCUGCGAGGGCUGCAAAGGCUUCUUUAAGCGCACCGUCCAGAAAAACGCCAAAUACGUUUGUUUAGCGAACAAGAACUGCCCCGUGGACAAACGCCGUCGGAACCGGUGCCAGUACUGUCGUUUUCAGAAGUGCCUUGCGGUCGGCAUGGUCAAAGAAGUGGUUCGCACAGACAGCUUAAAAGGCCGAAGGGGUCGUUUGCCCUCCAAACCGAAGAGCCCCCAGGAACCUCCUCCCCCUUCGCCCCCGGUGAGUCUGAUCAGUGCCCUGGUGAGAGCUCAUGUCGACUCCAACCCGGCUAUGACCAGCCUGGACUAUUCCAGGUUCCAAGCAAACCCAGAUUAUCAGAUGACCGGCGAUGACACGCAGCACAUCCAGCAGUUUUAUGACCUCUUAACUGGUUCCAUGGAUAUUAUCCGGGGCUGGGCAGAAAAAAUCCCCAGCUUCACUGACCUUCCCAAACAAGACCAAGAUCUGCUGUUUGAAUCUGCCUUCCUGGAGCUUUUCGUCCUGCGGCUAGCCUACAGGUCAAACCCCGUGGAAGGGAAGCUCAUUUUUUGCAACGGCGUGGUCCUGCACCGCCUACAAUGUGUCCGUGGGUUCGGGGAAUGGAUCGAUUCCAUUGUGGAGUUCUCUUCCAGCCUGCAGAAUAUGAACAUCGAUAUCUCUGCCUUCUCCUGCAUCGCUGCCCUAGCCAUGGUGACAGAGAGGCAUGGCCUGAAGGAGCCCAAGCGGGUGGAAGAACUACAGAACAAGAUUGUCAAUUGCCUCAAGGACCAUGUGACUUUCAACAACGGUGGCCUGAACAGGCCAAAUUACUUGUCCAAACUCCUGGGCAAGCUCCCUGAACUGCGGACCCUCUGCACGCAAGGCCUGCAGCGUAUUUUCUACCUGAAACUGGAAGAUUUGGUGCCGCCACCAGCAAUAAUUGACAAACUUUUCUUGGACACUUUACCUUUUUAGAAACAAGGACAGAGAAAGGGAGAAAGAGAAAAAAAAAGUGUAAGGGGAUGGUGGGGGUGGGGAAACCUAGAAAGAAAGAAAGAAAGACAAUGCUGCUGUGUUCUCAGAGUUGAAGAACUUUCGAAGCCUCGAAGGUGGUGGUGGUGGGGGGAAUGCAAGCAAGCAAGCAAGGAGAUCGAAGCCCAGGAGAAAAGCAAGAGCCCCCUGUUUCCCUCUCCAUAAGGAAGGAGCAUCUCUGGCUGCUGCAUGCUCCCACCCCUCCAGACUGUGGCUUAGCUUGUCCUGCAGAACAGUGACUGAAAACUGGGGGCUGUGGCCAUGCUGAAUUCCGUUCCUUGGACCACACACAGAUUCCCAUGGUACCAGCUUUUUAUUCUUGCCAAAACAAACAAACAACCCCCCCCCCCCGAAAACUAAAGUCUCUUUCGCUCCCAUCCACUCCCUUUCCCCCAAAGCAAAAAAAAAACACGACACACAGGUUU
Molecule: messenger RNA, 2816 nt
Organism: Notechis scutatus (mainland tiger snake)
Lineage: Eukaryota; Metazoa; Chordata; Lepidosauria; Squamata; Elapidae
Source: RefSeq, a predicted model, not a curated record